AUGGCUUCCCCUAGCAUUCCGCCUGUGGAAGCUAUCAAGGUGCAGAACUUCAUCGAGAACCGAUACCUUGACGCCGAGCACACUUGGGAAUGGGUUAACUCAGUCUCCCCUGGCUCGGGCGAACUCCUGGCAAUUGUGCCCCGCAGCCCUACCAACGUCGUUGAAUACGCCGCCAAUGUCGCAUCUCGGGCUUUCCGAGAAUGGUCUGAGACCACAGUUCAGUUCCGGUCCGAAAUUCUCCUCCGAAUUGCGUCGCUUCUGGAACAGAAGAAAGAACUAUUUGCGUUGUGGGAAACCACUGACCAAGGCAAGCCUCUCUUUCGGGCUCGAGCCGAAGUUGAAGCAUCAAUUGACCACUUCCGCUACUUCGCCAAGUACAUCCUCGAGAACGACGAUCAGGUCCAUCUCAACAAAAGCCUUGGAGUAUCUACUCUGACCUACGAGCACCGAUCGCCAGUGGGCGUUUACGCCAUUAUCACCUCCUGGAACAUGCCCCUGUACUUUUUGACCUCGAAGAUUGCCCCCUGCCUUGCAUUCGGUUGCACAGCUGUGGUCAAGCCUAGUGAAUUGGCUAGCAUUACUGCCUUUUUGUUCACCGAAGUCCUCCGACGUGCAAACUUACCACCUGGUGUUAUGAACCUCAUUUUCGGAGACGGGCCCUGCACUGGUUCUACCCUUGUUGGCUCGCCGCUUGUUCAUGGGGUUUUGUUCAUUGGAGGUGUCAAAACAGGCAUUCAGAUUCGAGAGAAACUCACUCCCGAGAUUCACAAGAUCUUGUUUCUGGAAAUCAAAGGCAGUUGCCCUACUAUUGUUUUCCCCGAUGUCAAUAUGAGGCAGGCGGCUGCUGUCGCAGCUUCCGCGGCGUUUGAGAACAGCGGACAACUCUCUCUCAGCGGUUCUCACAUCUACGUCCACCGAUCGAUUUAUGGCCAGUUUCUGCGAAGCCUCGUUGACAUCGUCAAAGUGGACUACCACCUGCACAGGGGAGUUGGUCCAGUUAUGUCCCCAGAGCAUUAUGCCAAGGUCCGAUCUUACCUCGUGGACGCUAUUAAACAAGCCACCACGUUCGAGACCGGCCAUAUUCCCUCUGAAGUUCCGAGGGAUGGUUUCUGGAUCCAUCCAACUGUCCUGAGCAACACUCGUCUCGAUUGUCUCGUGACACGGGAGGUCUUUGGGCCUGUGGCGACUGUUUAUCCAUUUGAUACCGAGGAGGAAGUUAUCCAACUGUGCAACGCCAAUCCUCACGGAAUUGGCGCUACUGUCUUGACCCAUGAUAUGUUCCGCAUGGGCCGGAUCGGCAAGCGUCUCAACGCAGGCAUUGUGUGGGCGAACUCCGAAAUUGGUCAUGAUCUUAGGGCCGGGAUCACCGACUUGAGGGCGCUUGGCAAUACUCGACAAGGAGGUGCACGCGCUCGCGAAAUGUUCACAAAUGUGCGCGCAUUGCAUAUUCCCUCUUUCUAA
Messenger RNA from Penicillium crustosum, 1461 nucleotides. RefSeq lists its product as uncharacterized. Gene Ontology annotation, molecular function: oxidoreductase activity, acting on the aldehyde or oxo group of donors, NAD or NADP as acceptor. NCBI's taxonomy places the organism in Eukaryota, Fungi, Ascomycota, Eurotiomycetes, Eurotiales, Aspergillaceae. Bases 1 to 1461 code for a protein of 486 amino acids. The transcript has 4 exons. The record is from RefSeq and is a predicted model, not a curated record.